AUGUGCGACUUGUGGGGUCUAGUUAGUAGUAACACGUUACUUCCUUCGGCUACUGCUAGUGGCGGACCAAUGCAAGGGCUGAUGGGUGGCGGAUUGUCUCGCUCUGCUUCCGGUAUCAAGGAUUUCCUGCUGCAGUGGUGUCAGUCGAGAACGCGCGGAUACAAGAACGUGCAAAUAGAAAAUUUCAGCUCCAGCUGGAACGACGGGCUCGCCUUUUGCGCCCUCAUUCAUCAUUUCUAUCCGGAUGCCUUUGAUUUCAAUCAACUGGAUGCCAAAAACAAGAGGCACAACUUUACGCUCGCAUUCAAAACGGCAGAUGAAAAGGCCGGCAUCGCUCCCUUACUGGACGUGGACGAUAUGGUAGCCAUGGCUCGUCCCGAUUGGAAAUGCGUCUUCACCUACGUCCAAUCUUUCUACAGGCGUUUCAAAGACGAAUGA
This is a messenger RNA of Daphnia magna, 438 nucleotides long. Its product is annotated as smoothelin-like protein 1. The record is from RefSeq and is a predicted model, not a curated record. Gene Ontology annotation, cellular component: microtubule organizing center; filamentous actin. Gene Ontology annotation, biological process: actin cytoskeleton organization. The transcript is spliced from 3 exons. Lineage: Eukaryota; Metazoa; Arthropoda; Branchiopoda; Diplostraca; Daphniidae. Gene Ontology annotation, molecular function: protein binding. Bases 1 to 438 code for a protein of 145 amino acids.